CAUGAAAUUCGAUGCGUUUCAGUUCAGAUUACGCCCUUCAGGGGGUACCUUGAUUUGGGUUAACACUCCUAUAUCUGCCUGCCAUUUGUGGCAUUUUCUUGUUUUACGAUUGACUCUGUUAUAUCAAGGCAUUUGGAUGCUACAUUUAGCUAUCGUGUCGCGCCGUGUAUCUACCCUAAAUCUUGUGAAUGCUCCGCCUCCCUUUGUAAUAUCAGUGCCCCAGAGUUUUUGAGCACAGUGGGGAAAACAAAUAAAUUGUUUUUGUUUUGGCCUCGUUAUUGCUUGGCAUAUUAUUUACCGUUAUUUUGCAGAGACGCACAUGUCCCAGGACGGGAAUGACGUCAGCAAACUUCCGCACUUUUCUUGUAACUGAAGUUCUUUCUCAGUUUUACAACAGGUAAGUUUCAUAUCUCUGGUUGGAUUUGGUUAUAAUUGACUAUUAUUCAGGCUUAAUGUAAGACAUGUGGAUCAGUGAUGGUUUGGCUGUAAUAUCAUAGCAUUACCCAGGCCCACUACUUGAUCUGGAUGGACGCAUCACUGUCUGUACUGAGCCAUCGGAGGGGACCACGUUCAGUCAGUGGUUCAAACACUGCACCCUGAAGGUGGUGCCAUGUAUCAGGAUGAUAAUGCCCCAAUUUUCACAGCAAUAUUGGGGACACAGUGUUCUGAUGACAUGAAAGUGAAGUUGAACAUCUCCCACGGUCUGUACAGUCACCAGAUCUGAGUAUUAUUGAGCAACUUUGGGGGUUCAAAAUCACUCUGCAGGACUUGUAUUUGUCAUUCCCAAGACGAACUGAUGCUGUAUUGGGCGCAAAAGGAGGACUUUACAUCUUACUAAUAAAUUAUUGUAUUCUAAUUUCUAAAACUAUGCGUUUCAGUUUCAUUGUCCAACCUUUGUAUUCAGAUUAAACAUAUUCAUUGAGAGAUUUUGUUUUAACCAGUUUCUGUUGCUUAUAUUCUUAUCAAUGCGAAUGUUUCUGAGUUAAAUUUUACAUAAUCGAAUGACUAGAUCAUUGCAAUUCUGAUAUGACAGUCACGAUAUGUAAUUACAGUCUUCUCCCUUGUGCACUAUAAAAGCAUCCAGCGAUCCAACGGGCACAGUAAAGUUUUUCGAAGUGGUGCGGAUUUUCCGUGUUAAGUUCGUUUGGCCACUUUAUUCAGUAAGCAAACUACGUCCACUGCAACGAUUGGAUUCUUGGUUCCUUUUCUGGCGGUUUGAUCUGAUUUACAUGACGCGCAUAAUUAAUAAAUGCCAAUGUCAAACGAAUAAAUUGUUCCCAAGUCUGUCUCGGCGUAAGAAGAUGCACACCGGUUACCGGUAUCUGUAAACAUGCAUAAACUGCUCUUUUAGCUUGAUGAAAACGCCUGAAGGACUGGCGGUGGUAUUGCAUGGGCUAACAGAGCAGGUCUUCUGAUCUAUCUCCUUCAUAUAAUUUGGGAAAUAUGGAAGACCAGUCUGCCAAGAUUAACGCGGAUUAUGAAAUUCUGGUGGAAAUUGGAGAAGGGGCCUACGGCAAGGUCUACAAAGCCAGGGCGAUAAAGGACCCGCAGCGCCUCGUAGCGGUGAAGAAGCUGAACAUUCCGGUAGACUCUGAAAGCGGGAUUCCGGCUUUCAUGAUCAGAGAGGUGGCGCUUGAAAAAGAUCGAGUUUUCAACCACCCUAAUAUCGUAAAGUUAUUAAAUGUAUCAGCUACCUGGAAGAAAAGCUUGGAUUUGACUUUGGUGUUUGAAUACGUUGAUCAGGUGUCAACGUUCCUGGCUAAAGCCCCACAGGCAGGCUUAUGCAGAGAGAUGAUUAAGAACUUGAUGGUCCAGCUGCUGCAAGGCCUGGACUUCCUGCACGUCAACAUGCUGGUGCACCGUGACCUCAAGCCGGCCAACGUGCUCAUCAGCGGCCAGGGUCGGGUGAAGAUUGCGGACUUUGGGUUGGCGCGCAUCUACACCAGCCGCAUCGCUCUGACGCCAUGUGUCGUGACGCUGUGGUACAGAGCACCUGAGGUCUUGCUCCACUCCAGCUACACGUCCUCCGUAGACAUGUGGAGCUCAGGGUGCAUUUUUGCAGAGUUCUUCCUCCUGAGGCCAUUGUUUUGUUGCCUUUCUGAGGUACAGCAGCUGCAAAAAAUUAUUGAAGUCAUCGGUCUUCCGCCAGAGGAAGACUGGCCAGCAGAGAGCGCCGUCGCCUAUUCUCCAAACUGGGCAGGUGAUAGAACAUUAAGCCAGAUGCUGCCAAACCUGGACCUGGAGGAGAAUGAUCUGCUGUCGAAACUCCUGACCUUCAACCCCCUGAAACGGAUCCCAGCGUCCAAAGCCCUGGACCACCCCUUCUUUAAGGGCCCGUAGCAGCGGGAUCUGGGAGACGGCACUGGAGGCGGGAUUUGGGGGCGUCGACUCUCUCAUAGUCAGUCCUCCGCUGGGAUUUGACUGUAGAUCACUGGAAAUGAGCAAUCUGAUGGGAUUUAUGUUGGAGAAGGAGAACAUCAUCGGUGGUGCUUGAUUAAGUGACACACAGUAGUAGUGUUGUGAACGAGGGGCUGUUGUUACUUGUCAUUGUCAUUGCGGUGAGCAGACAGCCACCGGCGCCAGGAAGCGGCCAUGAAGUCUUCAGUCGCCCCCAGUUAUUUUACUUAAUUCUACUGUUGACUAUCGUUUAGAUGUUUUAUGGGGUUGGAUCUUUGGAUGUGAUCCAUUUCCCUGAAGGUCCUCCUAGGUUCAUGCCAUUUUUAGGCUCCUGGCUCAGAGAUAAUAUAUCACUGGUGUAAACACUUUUGCCUGUGCCUGGGCUUUAAGAGGCAGAGCUGAUACAUGGGCAGGAGAUGUACUGGGGGCUGGUAGCGUGGCUGAACUCUCAGAUGGCCUUUUCCGCUUUUAGUGGCGAGGGGGAGGGGGGAACAUCGUAAGGGGAGUUUAAGCAUUACUCACAUAAUGCAGAUAACAUUUUAUUCAUCAUAGUUACCGGCGUUUUGGGGUCACAGGUGUCAAGGUCAAGACAGAGAGCCUUUGACAUCCAGGCUUUUCUGUGUCAAGUAGUUAUCACUCUGAGGUUGAUGAUUCAUUCCCCUGACUGCAGGGACUUGUGUGAGAUGUAGGUAUGGAGUGUAUGUAUUUAUUCAAUAGAACUGUACAGUGACAGUUAUAAAUUUCUCCGCAUCCACCAAAAGGCUAUGAAUUCCAUGUUGUUCAUGAACUAUUUGCGGUAACGGCUGGGGAAGAUAAACUGUUUAGGAAUCAGUGUUAAGCACCUUUUUCAUGUGUUAAUAUCGAGAAUGUUUGUUUUGACUUCGUUUCUGAGUUUGUGUUUGUUUUGCGAUUCCAACACAAAUGUAACAAAUGUUUCUCGUGCGUCUUGUUUCCUUUCUGACGUUUGAUGUAUUGUUUUCAAAAAGGCUUUAACUGUGACAGUGAUGCUAAUUAUAGCUAAGUGUUAUUUUAGCUGCUGCUUGCAUAGCAGGUUGUUUUGAGCGUCGUUAAUUCUGUCGCCAUUUCUGGGUGUUCAGGUGAAUAAAGGUACU
Messenger RNA from Brienomyrus brachyistius, 3509 nucleotides. It is a transcript of the gene cdk21, whose product is annotated as cyclin-dependent kinase 21. Gene Ontology annotation, molecular function: cyclin binding; ATP binding; cyclin-dependent protein serine/threonine kinase activity. Gene Ontology annotation, cellular component: cytoplasm; nucleus; cyclin-dependent protein kinase holoenzyme complex. Gene Ontology annotation, biological process: signal transduction; G1/S transition of mitotic cell cycle; protein phosphorylation. NCBI's taxonomy places the organism in Eukaryota, Metazoa, Chordata, Actinopteri, Osteoglossiformes, Mormyridae. The record is from RefSeq and is a predicted model, not a curated record.